AUGCCGUCUAGCAAGGGAAAACCGACGGAUCCGAAGCUGAGGGAGAAGGUUAAGGAGGAGGUGAAGAAUGAGACGAAUAAGGAUGGGGGCGGGAAGGGGCAGUGGAGUGCUUGGAAGGCCUCCAAACUCUCCAAGGAAUACGAGAAGCGCGGCGGCGACUACGAGAACGAGGCCGGAAGUAAGAACGAGCCGAAGAAGGGGGCACCGCAGCCUAAGUCUGGUGGCAAGAAACAGAAGGAGGAGAACAAGGCCCAGGGAGAUGAUGCGGCUUCGCUCGAUGACGAGGAGCAAGUAGAGGAGGACGCGGAGGAAGAUGCAAAGGAAGACGUACAAGAGGAUGCGGAGGAGGAUGAGGGCGCGAAGCAUAAGGCUAACACGGCGAAGAAAGCGAAGCCUGCAAAGCCUGCGGCAGCAAAGAAGACGGGGAGUCGACCGAAGAAGGAGGGUGCUGAGAAGAAGGAGAAUGCUAAUAGCAAGAUGAAAGAAGAGAAGAAGCCGGCGGAGGGGACGAGGAAGAGUGAGAGGAACGCGGGGAAGAGGAAAGAUUACGGAGAAGAGGGUGGGGAGAAGGAGAAGAAGAAGGCGAAGAAGUAG
Molecule: messenger RNA, 594 nt
Organism: Paraphaeosphaeria sporulosa
Lineage: Eukaryota; Fungi; Ascomycota; Dothideomycetes; Pleosporales; Didymosphaeriaceae
Exons: 2
Coding region: 1-594 (197 amino acids)
Source: RefSeq, a predicted model, not a curated record